AAUUUCAUUGAUCAGUUAGUGAGCAUAACUUUCAGAGAUAAUUCUCCAAACUGCCAUGUAUUUUGUUUAAGGAGAUUUUUAUUUCAAUUCUUACAUUCUAAAGCUUUGUAGAAAGAUAAAAAUGGAGGUUCGAAUCCAUUCAAGAAAGCUGAUAAAGCCAUCGAACCCAACUCCGCAUCACCUCAGAACCAUGAAAUUAACUUGCUUCGAUCAGAUAGCUCCUAAAUCAUAUGGUUCCUUCGUCUACUUCUACCCUUCUCACCGGCAUACCAUCUCCGGUGAAGACGAAAGACUCAAGCAACUGGAAAGAUCUUUGUCGGAGCUACUUACUCUGUUCUACCCUUUAGCCGGUAGAUUCCAUGAAGAUGACAAUUCCAUCGAUUGUAAUGACCAAGGUGCAGAGUUGGUUGAAGCAGAGGUGAAUAGCCAUUUUCAUGUUGUUCUGCGGGACGCUGGCGCUGAUGGUAACCUGAUAAAUCAGUUGGUUCCUUUUGAUGAACUUGCAUGGACAUCGGUAAUGCUGGGGGUUCAGGUUAACAAGUUCAACUGUGGCGGAUUAGCCGUCGGAGUAAGUCUGUCACACAAGCUCGCCGAUGGGUUCACCAUGUUUUCGUUCACGAACGGAUGGGCCAAUUCAUGCAAUUUCGGUUUAAACAGCGUAAAGCGUCUGAGUUUCGACGCUGCCUCUGUUUUGCCUCCCAGAGUUUUGAAUCCCCUAUACGGUGUUCCGUUGCCGGACGAUCAUUCAAACAAAUUAAUCACGAAGAGGUUCGUGUUUUCCGGCCCCGCAAUCACCAAUCUCAAAUCCAAAACAAAAAAUAGCCCUUCCAGAGCGCGGGGGGUGAUGGCUCUGAUCUGGAAGGCUCGAAUCUGCGUGGCUCAAGCAAAACAGGGCAAAUUCAGGGAUUCAGUACUAAUCUUUCCCCUUAACUUCCGAGGGAAAACAGCCAUACACAUACCGGAAAAUGCUGCCGGAAACUUCUUUAAGAAUCUGACUGUCCGGUUCACAGCAAAGGGAAAGAAACCGGAGUUGGAUGAACUGGUGGGUUUGGUGCAGGAUGCCAUGAAGAAUGCUACUGAAAAUUUUGCAAAAACAGAGGCGGCGGAGGAACUGUUUUCAUCCGCAACGGAUUGCUCAAAGGAGAUACACGAAGAAAUAGUAAGAGGGACGGCCAAUAUCUGCGUUUGCUCGAGCUGCUGCGGCUUUCCCUACUACGAAGCGGAUUUUGGUUGGGGAAGGCCGAAGUGGAUUGCAAGCGUGCAUAAGCCGACAGAUUUCGUUAUGAUGAUGGACGACAGUUGCGGCAGGGGAAUUGAGGCGUGGGUGACGUUGGAACCGGACGAUAUGUUUCGGUUCCGACAGGAUCCGGACAUUAUCGCCUUUUCUUCCGUUGCAAGGUCUGAGCUGUGAAUCCAGCUGCAAACUGAAGAAGCCAGUUAUUUGGAAGUACGUUUUUUUGAAAUGAAGUUAAAUUAUUAUU
This is a messenger RNA of Rubroshorea leprosula, 1481 nucleotides long. NCBI's taxonomy places the organism in Eukaryota, Viridiplantae, Streptophyta, Magnoliopsida, Malvales, Dipterocarpaceae. The record is from the annotation of a GenBank genome assembly.